Molecule: messenger RNA, 2649 nt
Organism: Musa acuminata subsp. malaccensis (wild Malaysian banana)
Lineage: Eukaryota; Viridiplantae; Streptophyta; Magnoliopsida; Zingiberales; Musaceae
Product: cadmium/zinc-transporting ATPase HMA2-like
Biological process (GO): transmembrane transport; monoatomic cation transport
Cellular component (GO): membrane
Molecular function (GO): metal ion binding; ATPase-coupled monoatomic cation transmembrane transporter activity; ATP hydrolysis activity
Source: RefSeq, a predicted model, not a curated record
UGCUCCUUGAAUACUAUAAAGAAGCCAAUUGUCCUCUACCAAACACAGCAUGAAGAACAAGGGAUAUCUUCCUUCCUAGCUCAUGCCAAGAGUUUGUCUCUCCUGAGUUCUGAAGGUACCUUAACUAUGGGCGAAGUAGGCAAUGACAGGAAAGCCAAGGCAGCAAAGAAUCAAAAGAGCUACUUCGACGUGUUGGGUCUCUGCUGCUCGUCCGAAGUCCCCCUGAUUGAAAAAAUUCUGAAGCCUUUGGAUGGUGUUCAGAAGGUUUCAGUGAUCGUUCCCUCAAAGACAGUCAUAGUAAUCCAUGACAGCCUCCUCAUUUCUCAACAUGAGAUAGCUAAGGCACUGAACCAGGCAAGAUUGGAAGCUUCGGUUCGCGCAUAUGGCACUGCAAAGAGUACCAAGAAAUGGCCAAGCCUAUAUAUAUUGGCUUGUGGAGUGCUACUUCUGGUCUCACUGUUUAAGAAGUUCUUCCAUCCACUGCAAUGGUUUGCGAUAGCUGCAGUGUUGGUCGGCAUACCACCAAUCAUGCUGAGAAGCAUUGCAGCCAUUAGGAAGCUUACACUGGACAUCAACAUCCUUCUACUUAUCGCAGUUGGUGGGGCAGUUGCAUUCAGGGACUAUUCAGAAGCUGCCUUUAUUGUGCUCCUGUUCACAGUUGCUGAAUGGUUGGAAUCAAAGGCCAGCAGUAAGGCCACAGCAGGGAUGUCCUCACUGAUGAGCAUGGCUCCUCAGCAGGCUGUUCUAGCUGAAACAGGUCAGGUUGUGGAUGUCGAGGAUGUCGAAAUUAAUACCUUAAUUGCAGUCAAAGCAGGAGAAGUAAUCCCAAUAGACGGCAUCGUAAUCGAUGGGUGGAGUGAAGUUGAUGAGAGAAGCCUUACAGGAGAGUCCUUCCCUGUAGCCAAGCAAGCUAAUUCCCUGGUUUGGGCUGGCACACUCAGCAUAGAUGGUUAUGUUAGUGUGAGAACAACUUCUCUUUCAGAGAACUCUGCAGUAGCUAAAAUGACAAGUUUGGUGGAAGAAGCACAAAGUAGCAGGUCAAGGACACAGAGAUUGAUAGACUCCUGCACGAAGUACUACACACCAGCUGUGGUGAUUGUAGCAGCUGGAGUGGCAUUAAUUCCUUUUCUAAUGAGAGCUAGCAACCCCAGAAGCUGGUUCCAAUUGGCACUGGUCCUUUGUGUGAGUGCAUGUCCAUGCGCACUGGUGCUGUCCACUCCGGUUGCAACCUUUUGUGCACUCCUGAAAGCAGCCAGGACAGGGCUCCUCAUCAAAGGAGGGGAUGUUCUUGAAGCCCUGGCCAAGAUUAGAGUUGUGGCGUUCGACAAGACAGGGACGAUAACAAAAGGAGAGUUCACUGUUGUGGAGUUUGAAUCGAUGAGCGGCAAAGUCAAUCUUCAUACACUUCUUUAUUGGGUGUCAAGUAUCGAGAGUAAAUCGAGCCAUCCAAUGGCAUAUGCACUUGUUGACCAUGCUCGUUCAUAUUCUAUCGAACCAAAACCAGAGAGUGUAAAGGAAUUCCGAAUCUAUCCUGGAGAAGGAAUUUAUGGAGAAAUAGAGGGAAGAAACAUUUAUAUUGGGAACAAAAGAAUAGCAGCAAGGGCUUCAUCUGAGACAGUUCCAAACAUGGCGGACAUGAAGGGGGGAGUCACCUAUGGUUAUGUGUUCUUGGACAUGAUACAAGUUGGAACAUUUGCCCUAUCUGAUACAUGCCGAACAGGAGCUGCAGAAGCUAACAAGGAGUUGAAAUUAUUGGGCAUCAAAACAGCAAUGCUCACUGGAGAUAGCACAGAAGCAGCAAUGCAUGCACACGGACAGAUAGAGCAUGGAAUGGAAAUAAUUCAUGCAGAGCUUCUACCAGAAGACAAGGUUCACUUGAUUGACAGUCUCAAGAAAAGGGAAGGGCCUACAGCAAUGGUGGGAGAUGGGGUGAAUGAUGCACCUGCAUUGGCCAUGGCAAGCAUUGGGAUCUCCAUGGGGGUAUCAGGCUCUGCGGUUGCAGUGGAGACCAGCCACAUAACCCUCAUGUCGAACGACCUCCGCAAGAUUCCCAAAGCCAUAAGGCUGGCGAGGAAGACGCGAUUUAAGAUCGUCGCAAACAUCGUCUUCUCGCUGGCAACAAAGAUUGCCAUCUUGGCCAUGGCCGUCGCGGGGCAUCCACUUCUUUGGGCAGCAGUCCUAGCUGACGUCGGCACAUGUCUGCUGGUCAUCUUCAACAGCAUGACCCUGCUGCAAACAAGCAAACCCUCGCAGGCAAAGUGCUGCAGCUCUUCCCACAACAGGCUCAAGGAACGGCGGCUGCAGAGCCCGAGCUUCCAGGAUGAGCAUUGCUGCCAUGAUCAUAAGAAGGCCAUAGCCGUGACUGAUGCAAACCAUACCAGUGAUGGUUGCUGCAUGGCCAAUGGGGAUGACUUUGGGAGAGAAAGAGGCUGUUCGUCUGCAGAAGAGACAACAGGGAGGAGAGAGAUUGGUGGGUGCUGCAGGAGUCACACAGAUGGUUACUGUGCAGGUGAGAGUGCAGUGGUACAAAUGCCUGAGAUCAUAACAGAGUGGGAGAGGGAGAAGACAGCAGCUACCUGAUCACAAGGCUCAGAUAGAUUCAAGGAAAGAUUCUAUUGGAAUCUUGUUGGACUCAUCCAAUUUUUAUGG